Molecule: messenger RNA, 1215 nt
Organism: Alosa alosa (allis shad)
Lineage: Eukaryota; Metazoa; Chordata; Actinopteri; Clupeiformes; Clupeidae
Gene: gjd6
Product: gap junction protein delta 6
Exons: 1
Coding region: 1-1215 (404 amino acids)
Biological process (GO): cell communication
Cellular component (GO): connexin complex
Source: RefSeq, a predicted model, not a curated record
AUGGCACCACAGCUCCAGGGCCAGGCCUGUAACAUGAAAGCGCCUGUGCACAGCAGCGCCAGGGCUAAAGUGGAUCUAUUUCAAGUGGUGUAUUUGAGGAGGGUCUUUCGCAGAGACAUGACGGAGUGGACGCUGCUCAAGCGACUGCUGGACGCCGUCCACCAGCACUCCACCAUGAUCGGCCGCAUCUGGCUCACCGUCAUGGUCAUCUUCCGCCUGCUCAUUGUGGCUGUGGCCACGGAGGAUGUGUACGCCGACGAGCAGGAGAUGUUCGAGUGCAACACGCUGCAGCCGGGCUGCCGAAACGUGUGCUACGACGCGUUUGCGCCAAUCUCGCAGCCGCGCUUCUGGGUCUUCCAGAUCAUCACAGUCUCCACGCCGUCCCUCUGCUUCAUCAUCUACACUUGGCACAACCUGUCCAAGCACCCAGAGGCAAACACCGCCACCGCCGGCGACAUGAACAAGGAGAGCCACGAGCCAUACGCCCGCAGCUGCGACUCGGACAGCUGCUCCAUCAAGUCACACCGGCACCUAGGACACAGCUUGGCAAACGUGCUGGAGGGUAUCGCCCAGAGCAACCUGAAGAGCGCCUGUGCCUCUGCGCCCAAGAACCGGCUCUGCCGGGACCCUGCCGGGGUCAAAUCUGGGGUUCUCUCCACAUACUACAUCUUCCACGUCUGCUUCCGUGCCGUGCUGGAGAUAGGCUUCGUCUUUGCCCAGUGGCUGCUGUUUGGUUUCCAAGUCCCAGCUCACUUUGUCUGCAUUUCCUUCCCCUGUUCCCAGAGGGUGGACUGCUAUGUGUCGCGUCCCACCGAGAAGACCAUCUUCCUCAUCUUCAUGUUCAGCGUGGGCAUCUUCUGUAUCUUCCUCAACUUCCUGGAGCUCAACCACCUGGGCUGGAAGAAGAUCACGCGGUCAGUGAGACUGAAGGACGGCUCCUCCUGGAGGGGCUACGAGGCCAUCAACCAGGACACCCACUCGAUCGCCUCGCUGACCUUCAGGGACGUGACCAGCACCACCUCACUGCCAACUCUGGACCUGGUUGUGGACCACAGGCCGGACUGGACCUGCACCGGGAACUGCUCGCCACUGAAGGAGGAGCGGGACGAGAGCCCACAGAACCCCGCAGGGAACCAGAGGGCAGCGCUGUCCCUUAAGAGCAAGACACACAAAGGACGGCUCUCAAAGCAAAGGAGCACUGAAGUCUGGAUAUAA